Mytilinidion resinicola is the source of this 801-nucleotide messenger RNA. RefSeq lists its product as uncharacterized. NCBI's taxonomy places the organism in Eukaryota, Fungi, Ascomycota, Dothideomycetes, Mytilinidiales, Mytilinidiaceae. Bases 1 to 738 code for a protein of 245 amino acids. The record is from RefSeq and is a predicted model, not a curated record. The transcript has 4 exons.
AUGGACGGCCCCCCCUUCGUCGACGACGGUGUCGCCGCCCGUCGCGCGCCCGCCUUCACCCGUGCCGAGAAGAAGAUCUUCUUCGGCGGCAUUGUGGUCUCCGGCGUCGCGGGUCUGUUUUUUCUCUGCGUUUCUAACAACGACCCACAGACUUGGCCAGUUGCAUGCGGUCGCAUGACUGCAUCUGGGACCGCCGCGGCGGCCACUGAGGUUCAGCCAGCUAGCCACAGAAGGACGAAGUCUACCUCAAGACUCGUGCUGGACUUCGUCCCCGAGACCGUCUACCGCGCCUCCCAAUAUUUCAACAAGCGGAAGAUCUGUAAUGCCCAUUCUCGAGUCAAGCUCUACAUCUUCCGGUUUUCCCGCUCCCUCGCGUACAUCCACUCACAACUGUGUCGCUCGCUCGCGUACAUCCACUCACAGGUGCUGGGGGGUGGCGAUGCAGAGGAGCCACUCGAACCACUUCCGGAGACAGCCAGCGACGAGGCUCAGGAGCCCAUCGGACCCAUACCAAAGACACCCCGGCUCACCGCCGCACGCCUGCACUACCCUGUUCCUUCAGCCCCCGGCCCCUUUGUGGUCGCUUUGCCCGAGCUGUACCGGAUGAGUGACGCGGAUUUCGAUAACAUGGACGUCAACAAUAUCGGCUUGGGUCUUAUCUAUCAGCAACUCGAGAUGGACAACCUCAUUGCCCGCUUCAAUAGCAGCGUUAUUGUCCUUCGCCAUCCCCUUCCUUAAGCCUUGUUCGGUGUUCCUAUCGGUGGCGGCGUCUGGGUUUCUACCAGCAAUGCGGGCCGGCAC